AUGAGGUCACAAUCAUCCUUGAAAUCCAAGGUACUCCACCCAUGCACAAAACUUUUUCGAAUCUUCAGAAUCAAGCUGAAAAAACCUUUCUUUAUAAGAGCCCGUCAUAUUCGUCCUGAGUACACCAAGGUUCAAACGACUCACAAGAAGAACAAAGUGACUGCAUUGUUCCGGUCAGCUUUUCGUUCACUAAGGAAGCCGAAAGGAAUGGACAGACUAGCACUUCUUCCUCAGUCACCAGUUACACCAGCCUAUGUGAAGGCAAUGGCUGAAAAAAAGGUAAAUUCGGAUCACGAAGAAGUGCAAGAUGCAUGCAGGAGUUUCGAGAACUAUUUGGUGGAGAUGAUUGUUGAAGAAGGGAAAGUGAGGGACUUGACGGAUGUGGAAGAGCUUCUGUAUUGCUGGAAGAACCUGAAAUGCCCUGUUUUCAUAGAUUUGGUUAGUAGAUUCUAUGGAGAGCUUUGCAAGGACUUGUUUUCUCCUGACACGGAUGGAAGUUGUAGUUCAUAGUGAUUGUCUGCACACAGAAGUUUAAUUCUUUUGUUCUUUGAUCUGA
Molecule: messenger RNA, 556 nt
Organism: Argentina anserina (silverweed cinquefoil)
Lineage: Eukaryota; Viridiplantae; Streptophyta; Magnoliopsida; Rosales; Rosaceae
Product: transcription repressor OFP17
Exons: 1
Coding region: 1-510 (169 amino acids)
Biological process (GO): negative regulation of DNA-templated transcription
Source: RefSeq, a predicted model, not a curated record